UGCACAAACGACGACGAGCAGCAGCAGCAGCAGCACCACCACCACCGCUUCGUCCGCCCCGUGCCCCAACGGCCGACGCUGCUGCACGGCACGGCCCCCGGCCGAAUCUGCCGUGCGCGGGUUGGCACAGUGGCACACGCCCAAAUUCCAUCCCUCCCGUCCCUAGCCGGUUCCUCUCCUUCCUCCCCCCCUCGCAAAAAUUCAAAAAAAAGCUUGCGCUCCUCCCGUCCUCCGGCGCCGAUCUGCUCGAAGGAGGCCACCCCCAACCUCCCCGACCAAACCAAUGGCUUCCUCCAACGAAACCUACCGCGUCGAGCUCCGAGCCGCCGCCCGCCAGCUCGGCGAGCGCGGCCUCUACUCCGCCGCCAAAUGGGCGGCCGAGCUGCUCGUCGGAAUCGAGCCCGACGCGACGCCGGCCCCGUCGUCGGUGAUGGACACCCCUUCCUCGUCGGGCUCCGCCGCAUCCGGGGGCCGCCUCCUGCACCUCCACCGCAGCGGCGGGUCCAGCUUCCGCCGCCGCCUCCGCCCGGGCGCGGCCGAGGCCGGGACGCCGCUCGGCGGCGUCUCGUACGUCAGCACGCCCAUCCCCGACGACGACGCGUUCGACGUGGGGGGUGAUAGGUACCUGCUCGCCAAGACCUACUUCGACUGCCGCGAGUACCGCCGCGCCGCGCACGUCCUGCGCGGCCAGACCGGCCGCAAGGCCGUGUUCCUUCGGUGCUAUGCCCUGUACACGGCUGGAGAGAAACGGAAAGAGGAAGAAACAGUCGAGCUUGAGGGAUCUCUGGGCAAAAGCAAUGCUGUUAAUCAGGAACUAGUUGCAUUGGAGAGAGAGCUCGCAACACAUCGGAGAACUGGUGCUAUUGAUUCAUUUUGUUUGUACUUGUAUGGCAUUGUUCUACGUGAUAAAGGCAGUGAAGCUCUAGCUAGAACAGUUCUGGUGGAAUCUGUCAACAGCUACCCUUGGAACUGGAGUGCUUGGUUAGAGUUACAAUCUCUCUGCACUAGCAGUGACAUUUUGAACAACUUAAAUAUCAAGAAUCACUGGAUGAAAGAUUUCUUCCUUGCUAGUGCACAUCUCGAAUUAAAAAUGCAUGAAGAAGCUUUGAAAAGAUAUGAGCGCUUAAUGGGGGUUUUCCGUUGCAGUGACUACAUUCAGGCUCAAAUAGCUACCGUGCAGUAUAGUAUGAGAGACCUGGAUGAAGCUGACAUGAUUUUUGAAGAACUCCUUAGGACUGAUCCUUUCCGUGUGGAUUCUAUGGACGUUUACUCAAAUUUAUUGUAUGCAAAAGAAAGCUCGACUGCUUUGAGUUUCCUUGCUCACAGAGUAUUUUUGACAGAUAAAUAUCGCCCAGAAUCUUGCUGCAUAAUUGCAAAUUACUACAGUUUGAAGGGGCAGCAUGAAAAAUCAGUUCUGUACUUUCAAAGAGCGCUGAAGCUUAAUCGAAAGUAUCUUUCAGCUUGGACUCUUAUGGGACAUGAGUUUGUUGAGCUAAAAAAUACACCUGCUGCGAUUGAUGCCUACAGGAGAGCUGUUGAUAUAAAUCCCAGAGAUUACCGUGCUUGGUAUGGUCUUGGUCAGAUCUAUGAGAUGAUGGGAAUGCCGUUUUAUGCAGUUUAUUACUUCCGUAAGUCAUCAUACCUACAACCUAAUGAUGCCCGGCUUUGGAAUGCUAUGGCUCAGUGCUAUGAAAGUGAUCAACUCCAGAUGAUUGAAGAAGCCAUCAAGUGCUAUGAGAGAUCUGCAAAUAAUAAUGACACCGAAGGAAUAGCACUUCAUCAGCUAGCAAAGUUACAUGGUAUGCUUGGACAAUCAGAGGAGGCAGCAUUUUACUACAAGAAGGAUCUAGAGAGAAUGGAAGUUGAGGAAAGGCAGGGCCAGAAUUUUGUUGAAGCUCUGCUUUUCCUUGCUAAGCAUUGCAAGAGCAUAGGCAGGUUUGAGGAGGCAGAGCACUAUUGCACAAGGCUCUUGGAUUACACCGGUCCGGAAAGGGAGACUGCAAAAAGUAUUUUGCAAGGGCUAAAAAGAGCACAAUCGGUACUUCCGUUGAUGGAUAUCGACCAUUUUGCAAUGUAAAUUUGACUUGCAGAUAAGUUAUUUAGUUGGAAACUAAGGUGUUAAGUGAGAUGUACAAGAGAAAACUACCCCUUGCGUAUUCUUUUCUCCAUUUUUGCAUGCAUCGAGGAAAGCUACACAUUGGUUUCAAGAGAACUGCUAUAAUACAGAACAGUCAUCAUGAACAAAGGGGAUUGGUUAUCACUCACACCGCACCAGGCAAGGAAAAGAAAUCUAUCUAAGGCCACACACUGACCCACCUGAUGAAACUGGUACUUUGCGUAUCUCCAGUACCAGUAGAGCAGCCACUUCCGAGCUUCAUAAUGUAAUCCUUAUUGUUUGUAUCCUUGCCAGAAAACUCCAUAUUGCUGGAGAUGUUGACCUUGUGUGCAUGAUGAUCUCUUCCAGUUGCUGAAGCUUGGUAAUUAGUAACACUAAUCGCCGGCAUGGGGCAAAAAUGAGCGUCAUCGGGAUGAUGAAGAUCGCUAGCUCAAGUAUCGGCAUUGCUGCUUGCUUUCUGCUAGGUUCUGUUUCUAUGGCUUUUCUUCACUAGAUUGCUUUGGUCUGUGUUGCACUCAAAGUUCCAUGGAGUUGCUUGCAUAUAUAAGCUUCUUGGAAGACUUGCCUUGUCUGGAUUCCAGUUCUCAUAUUCUUGCUUGUUAAAAUAAUUGUUGAUGCUUUCCUUUCCAAUAAUUCCAGUUUUGUCAAUUUUUUA
Messenger RNA from Oryza sativa Japonica Group (Japanese rice), 2771 nucleotides. Lineage: Eukaryota; Viridiplantae; Streptophyta; Magnoliopsida; Poales; Poaceae. The record is from RefSeq and is a predicted model, not a curated record.